AUGAAUUCCAAGACGUUGGAAAUAUUAAAUUUGAUGGAUGAGAAAUCCUUUAAAAAGUGCGAGAAAUUAAUAAAUGUAGGACUUAAGAGUAAAAAAAAUGAAAGAGUUUACUUAUUAUUAAAAUGUUUACUACAUUCGUAUUUAAAUGAAAUAAAAGAAUGUAAAAACAUUCUAAACAAUAUAGAUUCUGAUGAAUUAGAUGAAAAUAUGUUUUAUAUAUUAGUAAAUAUAUAUAGUAAUAUAAAUGAAGAAGUAAAAUUAAUAGAUAUAUAUGAAGAUGUAUUAAAAAAGGUGGAAGUUAAUAAAAAUAAUAAUACUAAUUUAAAAUGUGUAAAUAAAAAUAAAAUGGAUUCAGAAAGGAUAUUAAAAAAUUUGUUUGAUUAUUGUUUAAAUAAUUGUUUUUAUAAAAGAGGUAAUCAAAUAUGUUUAAAAUUAUAUAAAAGUACAAAUGAUAGUAAAUAUUUAUUAUAUAAUAGUUUAUUAUUAUAUAUGAAUAAUGCAGAUAAUAAUAUUAAUGUUUAUAAUUUAUGUUUAAAUUUUUUAAAAAAUUAUCAGUGUUUAAAUACUGAUAAAAUUAUUGAAAAUUUUUCUUUUUUUUUAAUAUUAUUUUUUUUAAAUAUAAAAAGAAGAAAGUUUCAAGAAUGUUUAGACAUAAGUGAAUAUGCUCAUAAAAAUGAUUAUUUAUUACAUCCAUUACAAUAUAGUAUAUAUAAAUUAUAUACCUAUCUAAUAUUUAAUCAAUUGGAUAAGUGUAUAGAUAUAAUAACAUAUUUAAUUAAACAAAUACCAGAAAAUACAGAUUAUUAUAUUUUAUACAUGGAUAUUGUUAUUCAUUUAUUAAAUAAACAAGAUGAGAUGAUAAUACAUCAUUUAGCUUAUCAAAAAAAUGAAAAUAAUAUAUUUCAUAAUUAUAAAAAAAAUGAUUUAAUGUAUAUAGAAUUUUGUAAAAAGUGUUUUAUUAAUACAUAUAUUAAAAAUAAAACAAGUACAAAAUUUAUUCCUAUGGAUAUAUCAGAUUUUUGGAAGAAUAUAAUCCAAACACAAAAUGGUACCAUUCAUUACAACAAUGAUAAUAAUAUGAAUAUAAAAAAUAAUAAUAAUAUGAAUAAUAUGAAUGAUAAUAAUCAUGAUCAUAAUAAUAAUCAUGAACAUAUUAAUAAUCAUGAUCAUAAUAAUAAUCAUGAACAUAUUAAUAAUCAUGAUCAUAAUUAUCAUUAUUAUAUGGAUGAUAUAAUACAAGAAAUUAUAGAUGAUAUACUUUCCAUAUAUAAAAAUGUAUAUAAUAAAAUAUCAAAUUAUCAAUAUAAAGAAACUUAUAAUAAAAACAUACAAUAUAAUGAAUCAGAAUUUUUUCAUAUAAUAAAUAUGUUAGAUAAUAACAUAAAGAAUUAUAAAGAAGAUAUUUCAUUGAUAUAUAAAAAUAUCAAUACCAUUAAAGCAUUUCUAUAUUUCUUAUUUAUAUUUAUUUUAAAAGAAUCUGAAAAUUAUCAAUUAUUAUAUUAUAUCAAAAAUUAUAUUAGUUUUCUAAAUGAUGAUAUGGUAUCCAUAUUAAUAAUUUUUAUAACAUGUAUGAGAAAUAUUGUCUAUUCAUUAAUUCAACAUGCAUUAAAAAAUAUAAAAUCAUCAAAUGAUAAUCAUAUACAAACAAAUACACAAACACAAUCUCCAAAAGAAACAGAAGAAAUUAAAUAUAGUAAAAGAAAAAUAUUAAACUAUUAUAAACAAAUAUAUAAUUUUGAAAAGCUAUUAUAUAUAUUAUAUAAAAAUGAUGUACCUAAAUCAUUCAAUAGAUUAUUAUCCUUAUAUUAUGAAGUAACUAAUGUUGUAAUUAUAACAGAUGAUAAUAUGGUUACCUUAUUAGUGGAAAUGGCUUUAUAUUUAGAUAAAUGCAAUGUAUAUAAAACAAACAACCAUUUAAGUAUUAAUAAAAAUAUUUAUACUAUGUUUUCAAAAUUUUUUGGUAUACAUGAUAUGAAGAUGGAAAUUAGUGAAUAUAAAAGUGUGCAAGAUUUUUUAAAUUUAAUUGAUUAUUCAAAUGAAGGAAUAAAUAACAAUCAUAUGAAUGAUAUAAAUGAUAUAAAUAAUGUGAAUAAAGUGAAUGAUAUGAAUAAUAUGAAUAAUAUAAACAAUAUGAAUUGUAUGUAUAGUAUAAACCAUAAUGUUGAUCAUAAUUAUAUAAUGUCAAAUAAUUUUUCUUAUAAUAUUUUAUCAGAACCAAAUGAUAUAGAAAAGAAAAAAAAAAAAAAUAUAUCACAUGAUAUAAAAUUAAUACAUAGAGGAUAUUAUUUGAUUGCAUUAAGUUUAUUAAAAUAUGCUCAUCAAUAUAAUAUGAAAUUAACAAAAAAUAAUAAUGAAGAAAAAAAAAAAAAACCAGUAUUAAAUAAUGAAUAUAUAAAUGUAUUAGUAUUAAAAAUAUAUCUAAAUAAUAUUAUAGGAAACUUUUCUAAUCUUUCAAUGAUUACAGAAAAAUUAAAUAUUAAAAAUAUACAACUCAUAACAUUUUCACCAAUAUUAUUUAUGCAUACAUAUUAUUAUUCUUAUUAUGAUACAUAUAUAGAUAAAAUAUUAAAAAAUAUAUUAAAUUAUUAUACUGUUCAACAAAGUACUCUAAAAAAUACCAUACCGAAAUGUUUUCAGAAUAAUUCUUCAUUUAAAAUUAAUGAAAUUAUUAAUUCUUAUUUUUUAAAUUCAUCUAACAUUAUGAUGUAUUAUAUAAAAUUAAUAUAUCUAUUUAAAAAACAAAUUGAGGCACAAAAAGGAGUUUUCCAUUUUCAUCUUUUUAGCAGUUUGAAAAAUUUCUAUUUAAGUGACCUUGAACAUGUUACUAAGUUUCCAAUAUCAAAGGAAUAUAAUAAUAAUAAUAAUAAUAUUAAUGGGAACUAUAACAAUAAUAUUAUUAAUAAUAAUAAAGGAAUUAAGGGCCAUGCACAAAUAAAACUUAUAAAAGAUAGAAAUAACCAAAAUAAUAAAGAUAGUCCAACUAAUAAUUAUAGUUCAACUAAUAAUUAUAGUUCAACUAAUAAUUAUAGUUCAACUAAUAAUUAUAGUUCAACUAAUAAUGAUAGUUUAACUAAUAAUGAUAAUUCAAUUAAUAAUGAUAGUAAUUGUUAUGAAGAUACAUUAGACACUGAUAUAAAUGAACCAACAAACAAGGAAGAAAUGAAAUACACAAAACAAAAAAUAAUUUUAAAAGAAGAUAAUAUAAUACAAAAAAUAAUAUUUGGUGAAAAUAAAAAUUUCCCAUUAUAUUUAUUAAUUAAAUUAAAUAAUGAUAAUAUAAAUGAAACAUAUCCUUUUAAAGAUUUAUAUUCCAAAUUGUUAUUAAAUAAAUAUCAUUUUUUAAUUAUAGAUAAUCAAGUAGUUUUAAUGAAAUAUAAUAUUCCAUCAUUUCAUUUUUCUUUUUAUAAAUCUUUUGACACAUUCUUUUUUAAUAAUAUAUUAUAUGAAUCAUUAGAUGAUAUUGAUCAUUUUCAAUAUUUGAAAAAAAUUAAAGUAUUAACACCUUCAGAAGUAUGUGGAGUACAUAUGAUAAGAGAUAUAAAAACUAUAUAUCCUAUGAUAUUCUUAUCUAACUUUUAUAAUAAUAAAGGAAGUGUUCAAAUAGCUAGUCACGAACAUGUAUCUAAUAUAACAAAAAUAACUGAUCUAUUUGGUAUUCCAUCAAUUAGUACUGACAAAUAUUUCCAUUGUCAACAUGAUGAACAUAUGAAAAAUAUUCAUAAGGACUAUACUAAUGAUUAUACAAUUCAUAACUCAUUAAAUUAUAAAAAUAAAAUAUGUGAAUGUAAUAGUGAUGAUAUUGUCUCAUAUGAAAAUUUAAAAAAAUAUGCAGAUUAUUCAAUAAAAUCACAUGAAGUCAACUUUUACACAAAUCCUAAUACAUACGUAUCCUUAGAUAAAGAUAAUUACAUUUAUAAAAACAAAUAUAUUUUUAGACAGAAUAAAUAUAAUGAUCAAUUUAAUCAAUAUUCAAAAUAUUCUCCUUUUGAUAAUUGCUUAACUGAUCUUUUUAAUUAUCCAAUACAAAUGAUAUAUAUAAAUUCUAUUAUACUCAAUACAAUUACAUAUAUAUUUCACAAGGCAUAUUAUUUUAAUACAUUCCAAGAGGAUAAAAUAAAAAAAAAAAAACUUAAGAAAGUAAAAUGUGCAUAUUCCUAUUUGUUAUAUAUUAUUUAUUAUUAUGAAUUGACUGAAUAUGAAAAGGAACCUAGUGAUAAUAAUACAGAAUUGUUACCUAUUAAUGCCAAACAAAAUAUUACUAAUGUUAAUAAUUAUAUGGACAUGAAUUAUAGCAAUAUUAUAGGUAAUAAUCAUCACAAAAAUGAAAAUAAUAAUAAUAUGAAUAAUCACAUUAAUAAUAAUAAUAAUAGUUGUAAUAAUCAUAUUAAUUAUAAUAAUCAUGAUAAUUGUCAUAACGAUUUAUAUGAAUAUUCAGAUCUUUUAUUAGAUCAAAAAAAGAAAUGUACAGUCAUCAAAAAUAAAACUAACUAUCAAUAUGAUUUUAACCAAUCAUUUCUCUUCAAUGAAAAAUUAGGAUACUACCCAUACAUAGACAAUCAUGAUAAUUUACAAGCUGCUUUUCAUAAUGAUAUAUAUACAUAUAUUUCUUGUAUGUAUUAUAAAUGCUCAUUAGCCAUUAUACAUAUGUACUUAGAAAUAUUAGAAGACAAAGAUAUAUAUGAAUCGGUUAACACUAUACAAUCCUUAUACAAUGAUAUAUUUAUAUAUUUAUUCAAUAACAUACAUUAUUAUCAAAAGAUAUUAACUAAUGAUAAUUCCUACCAGAUUAUUAAUUUAUCUUGUUUAUUUAAACAUUAUAAUUAUCUUGUUCACAAUAUUACCAUCUUCUCAUUAAUAAUACAAUCAAUAUAUAUGGAUAAAAAAAAAAUUACUUCACACAAUAAUAAUGAUAAUAUCAAAAAUUUAGUCCAUACACAAAUUAAUUUAUUAACAACCUUAAAUCAAAAAUUAAAUUCCUUGUUAAAUAUUCUAGAGAAUUAUACCUCGCAAGCAACUGUUUGCCCUUCAUUCUUACAGAACUCAGAGCAUGAAGUGGUCAAAGAAAUCACCUUGUUUUAUAAAAACCAUGUUACUAAUUUGUCUAAUAAAAUUAAUAAUAAAAUUAAUAUUAUCAAAGGUUAUGCAUAG
Molecule: messenger RNA, 5148 nt
Organism: Plasmodium adleri (nom. inval.)
Lineage: Eukaryota; Apicomplexa; Aconoidasida; Haemosporida; Plasmodiidae
Product: conserved Plasmodium protein, unknown function
Exons: 1
Coding region: 1-5148 (1715 amino acids)
Source: RefSeq, a predicted model, not a curated record